Aspergillus luchuensis is the source of this 303-nucleotide messenger RNA. RefSeq lists its product as uncharacterized. The transcript is spliced from 4 exons. Bases 1 to 303 code for a protein of 100 amino acids. The record is from RefSeq and is a predicted model, not a curated record. Lineage: Eukaryota; Fungi; Ascomycota; Eurotiomycetes; Eurotiales; Aspergillaceae.
AUGAUUGCUCCCGAAGAACAUCCAGAAGUGAUAAGACCGCUAGUACUUGAGAAGCAGCGCAGUGCAGCAUCUGAGGGUCUCAGCGAGCGCGACAAGCUCACAUGGUGUUGCCGCACUGUUGCAUCCCACAGCUUACCUGAUCUGAUAUCCCAGGAACAAAUGCAUCUCACCUACCAUGCCUAUGAUAUUGGCGCCAAUGGCCCCGUGAAGUACUUGUGUCGUGUCAAAAGCUAUUUUAUCUUCUUCCCGACCGUUAUUUCCUGGGCUAGCGACUUUUUACGGACGACGUAUCACAAUGUUUGA